Laetiporus sulphureus 93-53 is the source of this 822-nucleotide messenger RNA. RefSeq lists its product as uncharacterized. NCBI's taxonomy places the organism in Eukaryota, Fungi, Basidiomycota, Agaricomycetes, Polyporales, Laetiporaceae. Bases 1 to 822 code for a protein of 273 amino acids. The record is from RefSeq and is a predicted model, not a curated record. The transcript has a single exon.
AUGUCGACUGUGCUAUACUCAGUUUUCCGGACAGCGUCCCCGGGGGUUGGCGCUGGUAGUAGUUCACGUCCAUGCACUGCAAGCUCUACGACACCCACUGUAUCAACCAGCCUACCAAAAAGGGCGCAUACUGUGCGGAGCAGUCUGCGACCUCGUGCGUCAUCCUCCCUUCCGCCUCCUGCCCCACCUCCUACGAAAUCGCCACCGCUGACUCCGGUGCCAGCGCAUGUUGCUGUGGAAUUGACUGCAGAGCCAACAUCCGCAGGUCACUUGAGAGCGUCUGAAAGCGGCCGAAGGAGAGGCGAUUCUGUCAGCUCUGCAAGCCAUUCGUGCACAAGUCCUGCAGGCCGCCUAGCGUCUCUGCAGGAGGAGAGGAUGGAGGAUCUAUCGUCGCCUCCAAGCGAGACGACACCACUUCCCGCUCUCAGCGAUGGAUCUGUUCCGUCAAAGUCGAGAGUGUCCUUACAUUCUGGAACAUCAUCGGUCACCUCCCAUGAGUCACACUCAUUGCCUCUUUUGCCAUCUUCAGCGGGUUCACCGAUAAACGCUCGUAUUGCUGCACCUGUUACUGGGAGUGCCUCGGAGUCACCCUCGCCUCAUAAUGCCACGCAGCUCACGACCCCAAGGCCCAGAGGUGGUUCAGAAUUUUCCGUGCGCUCAGAGGCUGCAGCACCCGCGGUUAGGCCAUCGUUGAUCAACACAUCUCCUCACCUGGGUACCAUCUCGCCGCGACGGCAUAAGACUUCGAUUGUACCGUCGAACACCUCUUUACCAACAGAGUCCACUGCUUCCGCCACCUCGAUACCGAAUACGGCCGUUUAA